UUUGCGCAUACGUUUUCUUGCGAAUGAAUUCAAGAAUCAAGCCCCUGAAGUAAAGCAAUUCACUCCCCGAGUUUUGUAUCUCUGAUGUAUGAUUGCGCGACGACUAGUAAAAUUUCAUUAUUAGCACGAUCGACAUCCUACCGAACGGAUUACGUACACUCCUCGAACGAGUAUACACGCACACGAAAACUUUGCGAAAGUGGCGUGACGUCACACGUAACUUCGUGGAAACGCAAACCGAGGAAAGCGGUGAGAAAACCGUUUGAAUGAAAAUUUCGCGCCGAAAUACAACGAACGGAGACAAAUUCGUUUCGAGAAUUUCGUAUGCUCGACUAGUAGCACUUUACUUAAUUGGCACUCGCGAUAUUCUAUCGAACGUAUCCCCUUUGAGCAAAUACUUUACUCGAAUUCGCACGCGAACACUUUAUUCGAAACCAAAAACAAACGUAUGAUAUAUGCCGCACUUUACACAUGCAUACGACCUCUGUUACGUACGAUCUCACAUGGCUCGCGAUCGUAGCACGACGGCACUCUCAACUUAGAAUGAGAAAAAAUAUACUUGUCUUACUUUAACUUAUUGCACCGGUGCAACAGUGCAGCUAGAAAGAACAGACCACAAUAUACAUUUUAAAAGCGGUAAAUGACGGGUAAGGUUGUGUUAGAUUGAGUGAGAUUUGAAAUCAUUUUAAAGGCUUUCUGUUUAAUGUUGUUAUUCACGUAAGUGACGAGGUAAGGAAAACGUAAUCCUCGACGAUACUCGCGAAAGAAAUUGUGACGAGCGACGUUGCGAGGAGACUCGAGCAGCGUCGCCCGGUCGCCGUCGUAGGAGGGAAUCUGUGGGAGAGUUUUUGAAGGUUAACUUACGCUCACCGGCUUGAAGGUUAACCGGCUUCGUCAAACAAUUUGAUCGGAUUGUCUGGGAUUGUCUUUCGACAGAACAGAUAACGAACCAAAAAAAGAAGAAAAAAAUAGCAGAGCAGAGAUAAGAUCACGAUGAUUGAGACGGACAAGAAGGGGUGCAGAGAGCUGCUCGUGCAGCGGAUGAUCCUGGCUGUUGUUACGAGUGUGAUGUUGCAAUUGUCUCUCGUCUACUGUCUUGUUCUACUUGCGAACCUGAGCAUUGAUUAUACACGUUGGUUCGAGGACACAUGGACUGCUGUGAUGUCACCACGGAUGUGGGCCUACUUUACCGUCCUCGCCAUAGUGACCUUCUUGCAGGGUUUUCUCUGUAGCAAGAACUAUUUGCACCCUCCACCAUACUACAAGAGCAGAUUUGUUAAGCUGUGCAAGACUGUUGGGAUUCAAAACUUAUUUUUGCGAGCGUUGUAUAUUGUCAUUGGCGGUAUCUUGGUCUGGCUGCACCUGUCCCUGAAGAGAGGAAGCUUCUCAAGCACCGCAGAUUGCAAUGUUGGGUAUGAAACGUGUCUGAUGGAGGAAUACUACUUUUUGCUGUUCAGUGGCUUUUGGAGUGGAUUGUAUCUUUCGCUUAAGACCAGUAAUAUCGUCGGGAAAUAUUUCCGAUUUCCCAUUAUAGCACAAUCCAAAUUUCUUCAACUAAGACAAAGAAUUUACGCUGUGUUGCCGACGUUGAUGAUCUCCUCCAUGUGGUCGACUCUGUAUUACAUGGCUGUUUAUUACUUUGUGAGAUCAUACUACCGUGAAACAUUGUUUCCUAUGCAAACGGAGAUGAAACCUCUGGACGCUUUGUCCAGAUUACUAAAUCUGUCGUUGAUAUUGCAAUUAUGGCUGUAUCAAUUUAUAUUUAUAUUGAUUAUCAGCAACACGUACACAUUAUUCGAAAUAUAUCUGACUGAAUGGGCUUCAUUUAAAUUUGGCUCGAGCGGCGCGUACACUUCCGACAGUUUAGAGAUGACUCUCAUCGAUGUACUAUCGAUGGACAAAAUACCAAUAAUGCAGCACUUGGGAUAUUUGGACUUGGUCAUUCUGGCCCAAAAGGAGAAAACGAGAAGGGGGAUGUUGUUUACACUUAGUCAACCAGGCGGUCAUCCGUACAAUUGGAACUGUGUGGUGCAAAAGUGUACGAAUCUUCUCAAGAAGUUCUCGUCUGACCUGAACACGAUAUCUAUAAAAUCUCAGGAACAACCAUUCUGUUAUAGUACAUUAACGGCGAGAGUUCCACCGGUUCAGCAAAGCAAGUACAUUUAUCAUAUGCGGAAAUUGGUACCGGAUGUAGCACCGGUAUUAGUAGCAGAAACAGAUGUGAGAGAGGAAGCUCCUUACAGUGGUCCGUUUAUUCAAAAGUUUAUUAAGCAGAAGAAAGAAGCUUUCGUAGCGUAUUUAUUUUCUAAACCACUUAUCAAUUAUAUCUUUGCCGAGCAAGAUGACAAUAAGAUUCGUCACGCUUUACACAACGGGCAACUGGUGAUCUGGGCGGCCGAAGCUAUUUCGUCUUUGGCUGUCUUUUCGCUGAGUGAAGAUUCUUAUGGUAUUGUGCAAAAAGAUGUGCCAAACAUCAUCAACACUGUGCUGUCGGUGAAGCAGGCGCUGGACAAACUGCCAAAGUCACCUGUAUUAGCGAGGAAAAUGCAAGCAGAUGAGAAAUUAAUUCUCGGGUCUUUGCGUAGCGCGAUUAAGCGUAGUCUAUACAGAAUUGUUACGAACUUUGAACUGUAUAUCAAUGACUUGUCCCUUGAGGCUUCGAUAAUAGAACAAUUGCAAGGCUUUCUUAAUUACAAGGAAUAGGUUGUAAAUAUUAAUACUCUCACAAAGUGUACUUAUGUGAUCUACCAGACUUUGAAUCUGUUUUUAGAUUUACUGGGAAUAAAACUUUUUUAUUAUGUUUAUGCAAUAAAAUAAGCGUUAAUUUGUUAUACUUUAUAUUUACGAGAAAAAAUUAAAAUUUUGUUUAAAAGAAACAGUUAAGAAUAUCUGUAUUAACAUAUAAUAUGAAGAUGUUUAAUUAGUUACGUGUGUGUGCAUGCGUGUGUAUAUAAAAUAUAAAUGCCACAGUAGAAAUAAUUUUUUAGCAUGUUUUUCAUAAUAUUUAUAAAAUAUGUAUAAAUGACAGAUAUUCUUAUCAUAAAAUUGAGGAUUUUUCUAUUAUAUACAUUGAAAAGAAUAAAAUUCGGGAAAAUUAAACCAGAAAGAAGAUAUAUAUCGGAUAAUGUCUUUACGAGCCGACACUGGAUGUCGCACGUGUACAAUAAUUUAUUUUCAAAGUGGAAAUUUUAUAAUCUCCAGUCCAUGCAAAUUAUACGCAUUUUCUAUCGUAACUUUUUAUAUAAAUGGAUGUAAGUUUUGAAAAUAAUUUUGAAAAUAUGUAAAAUAAUUUUUUUGAAAAUAUAUAAAACGCAUAAUACAAAACG
Monomorium pharaonis (pharaoh ant) is the source of this 3326-nucleotide messenger RNA. It is a transcript of the gene Ndc1, whose product is annotated as nucleoporin NDC1. Bases 994 to 2703 code for a protein of 569 amino acids. NCBI's taxonomy places the organism in Eukaryota, Metazoa, Arthropoda, Insecta, Hymenoptera, Formicidae. Gene Ontology annotation, cellular component: nuclear pore transmembrane ring. Gene Ontology annotation, biological process: nuclear pore organization. The record is from RefSeq and is a predicted model, not a curated record. The transcript has 2 exons. Gene Ontology annotation, molecular function: protein-macromolecule adaptor activity.